Molecule: messenger RNA, 4176 nt
Organism: Tetrahymena thermophila SB210
Lineage: Eukaryota; Ciliophora; Oligohymenophorea; Hymenostomatida; Tetrahymenidae
Exons: 2
Molecular function (GO): protein binding
Source: RefSeq, a predicted model, not a curated record
GUUAACUAAUAAAUUAAUUCAAUAGAGAAAUAUCAAAUUUCCUACCAAUAAUCAAAUACAGGUAUAGAGCAAUAUCUUAAAAUAAGCAUGCUAAGUAAUUAUGUCUCAGAGCUAGAAAAAGAAUCUAAGCUCAAAGAAGGAAUGCUAAUAAAGCUAAACUUUAAUUAUCGAAGCAUAAAGUCAAUAGAUCCUAUCAACUAAAGAUACUAAUUCAUUAAAUAGCUAUAUUUGAAUCACAAUCAGAUAGAAUCAUUGAAAGGGAUAGAAUAGUUUGCAAAUUUGGAAGAGCUCCACAUAAAAUUUAAUUAUAUAAGUUCAUUAGAAGAAUUGGAAAGAAUACAAAACAAGUAGUAUUUAACUAUAUUAAAUUUAAAGGGAAAUCCUGUUGAAAAGAAUUCUAAAUGCUGCUUUGAUUUUUUAAUUAGCACAUUCCAUAAUUUAAACGAGUUAAAUGAAAAUGUUAGAUAUAAUAACUCUUCAGCGAGUGGAACAGGAUUGUAUUUAAAAGACCAUUUUAAUUCUUCAAGAGGAACUCGCUCUAUUUCGUACACUAAUUUUAAUAGCAGAAACAAGCAAAAGCUUAUUUCGAAUGCUAAGGAACUUGUCUAGGUACUUGAAAAUACCAUCUAAAGAUAAAAUAGUUGCAGUGGGCUUAAAUCAUACAGAACUCCAAAUAAAUAUAUCUAAGUAUAAAAUAUAUAAACAGGAAACAAUUUUAAUCUAAAUGAAAUUAAUUCUCUUUGCACUGAUAGAGAAUAUUACAAUACAUAAGCCUAAACAACUCAUAGAUAAUUAUAAAAUACUCUAACAACUAAUCAUAUCAGAAACGGAUAUGAAAGCAGUAGAGAUUAGUUAAAUGGAAUGCUCAGCUCUAGAAUGCUUAAAACAUUCUAUUCGCAAUAAAAUAAUAGUAGCCUAAUUAAUAACAAUUAAAUGUAAACAAACUCAAUUAAUCAAAAUAGCAUCAAUGUGAAUUAAAUAUUAAAUUAGAAUAAAAGUAGUUAAAAUAUAGGAAUAAUUAAUUAAUUUUUAAACACUCACUCUUCCAGAGUUAAUUCAAUUGAAAAAUAAAUUUAAUAGUAGUAAGAUUCUUCAAAGAAAUAAUCAUAGCAAGCUUAAUUUAAUUAGAAUUUUAAUGGAUCUAUUUAGACAAGAUUUAACAAUUAGGUAUAGGGUUUUGAAUAGUCCCUUUAAGCUUUAUCUGCAGUGAGUCACAGACCAAAAUCUAUAUCUAAUUACAGCACUAAUAUUACAUAAGAGCUACAAACAAAUGUCUAGAGCUUAAGGAACUAGACUUCUUAUGGAUAACUUAACACUAAAAACUUUGAUGGUAACUAAAUUCAUAAUUUGAAGUAAGAUGCUGGUCAUAUUCAAAAUAGCUAGAGGAGCAUAUCUCAAUAUAACUCUAGCUAGAGUAGUUGUAAUUAAAUCAGAUCAAACUAAGGCCAUGUUUAAAGUUAAUAAAAUUUCAAGAGAAACUCUUCAACUUAAGGGUUAACAAAUAAUAUUUAAAAUUAUAAUGAGAACAUAAAUUUAGCUUAAAACUACAAUAGUGUUUCCCCUCAUUAAGCAGAUGCUUGUCAAAAUAGUUCUUAAAAGAAAGGCACUGUUAUGACAGAAGGAAAUUCAAUUAUAAGCUUUAAUUAGAGCAAAGUACACAUGUUUUAGUAACUUUCAUUUAAAAAAGAAUAGGUUUAGCAAAACAGCUACUAGAAAUCUAGAUAAAAUAGUGAUCUUUCCUUAUGUAAUGUAAACUCAAUUAGUAAUAAUUAUAAUUAAAAAGAUUACCCUUCUCAAAUCUUACAACCCACGAAUAGGAAAUUGUUUCCUCCUGAGAAUUAAUCAGAAGCUCUAUCCUAAUAAUAGAAUAAUUCAAAAUAUUUAUCAAAUAGGUAGGAAAUGCUAAAUAUUGUUGAAAAUCAAAAAAUAAUUAAUGCUACCUUGAAUCAAAAAAAUGUAAUUUAUGAUGAAAAUAAUAAUUCAAAAAGUUUGAAACAAUAACCUAUUAGUUAAAUUAAUAAAUUGGUUGAUUUAGGUAAAGAAAAUAAUAAUAUAUAAAAUAAUUUUAAUUAAAAGAGUGGAUUGCAAAACAAAUAAUUUAAUAAUCAGUCUUAUAAAAAUUAAAAUAUGAAAAUCAAUUUUGUGUCUUCACAAUAAUAAGAUUUAAGCAAAAAUAUGUAGAUAAAUUCUAAUUAGCAAAAAAAUUAAUAAUAAAAAAAUAUAAUUGAUAUUUAGGAAGUAUAAACAAAGUAAAUAGCUUGCUAAAGUAAUUAAGAGAUAUAAGAUUAAAAUUUUUAUGAUAAUUAAUCUUAUUAACAGUACAAUAGUAUAAAGAACAACAACUAAAGAUUGUUGUUGAAUAAUACAAAUAUAAAUUACAGUUCCUAAUCUAAAAAAAACCAACAAAAUCAUUCAAUAUCAUUUUUGAGCAAUGAAAACUGCCAUACUGUAGCAGCAAACAACAGAUAUAGUAGCAACGAUUAGCAGAUACAGACUCAAAGAAGUGUAGCAAAUUAACAUGAAUCUAAUUAGAUAAAUCCGAACAACUCUUUACCUAUUUCAACUGAAAUUGACAAUGGUGGAUACAGUUCAUCUUAAGUCACAAAUUAAAUUGACAAUUAAACUGAGACUGUUUAGCCAUUUUGUUCUACUACUUCUGUGGAUUAAAUUCCUAUAUCCACUAGCAUAUCUAUUACCCCUAAUUUAUAGAAUUAGCAAUAAAGUUAAUUACAGAUAAGAAAUUCAACUUCGAAUGAAAGCCUAUUUACAAGAGGCGUGCCAGUUCAUCAUGUAAACUAAGCAACUGCUACUUUUGCCAAACAAAGUAAAUUAUAAAGAGAAAAUACUCAAGAAGGAGGUCCUUUCAAUUUUAAAAAAUGUUAAAGCAAUCUGUAAAUAAUUGGAAACCAAAAGCAUUUGUAAAACGAAAUUUAACAAAGCUACAAUAAUUAUCCUUUGGACACUCAAAAUAAUCCCUUAGAUACAGACUUAUCAUUCGAUAAUAAUUUAGUUCCAUUUCAAAAUCAAAAUAAACAAAAGAAGAGAGCCUUUUCUUAAAAUUAGAAUGCAAACUUUAAUGGAAUAGGUUCAACGAAUAAUUUAUAGAACUAACAAGUAACAUCUUAAAAUUAAUUUACAUAAAAUUCUCAGUAACUAUAAUCUAAUUUUAAUGAGAUGGCUUCUCUCAAUUUGAGUAGAAUUUCUCAUAUAAAUGGUAAAAGUUUCAUGAAUAUCUCUAUUCCUCAUAUGAAAUUUGAUGGAUGUGUCCUUGAAUCUUAAGGUCAAUUCUAAAUCGAAGAUGACAAUAAUAUUCUAGUUUCAAAUAACAUAAAUCCAAAUAACUUAUCUACUUAGUUUUUGAGUGUUCCUCCUUAGUAACGAAGAAGUGUAAUUAUAUCUGAUAUAAUAAAUUAAGGGAAGUAAUAAUGCUAAAACUCAUCUUAAAAUUAUUAAAAUUCUGUGACAAAACAAGAUAACUAAUAAAACAUAUUAAGAUAAUCUUCUAAUUUAUCUUUUCUAAAUAAAAGCUCUGUUUUUUAUAACGAUCGUUUGAAUCUGCAUAUAGAAAAUAUUGAUACAGAUAUUGAGUAACUAGCUAUCUUUUUCUACUAAAAGUCUCUUAAAGAAAAAGCAUUCAAGUCUCUAUUUUAUUUAAAAGCAUUUAAUGCCAUAGAAUAAAAAAUUUAAUAACCUCAACUUUAAUAGGAGACCUAAUAAUAAAGCAGAUACAAUUCAAGUUUGAAAAAUUCAACUUAAUUUGCUUAGGGAAAAGCAGCUUCUCCUCUUAGUUAACUUUAAAAUUCAAAUAAAUAAGAAAAUCACUCAUAGACACGCAGUAGUUCUUCUCUAAAUAAUAUUUAAAUAUCACGUUAAUCUCCUCUUCAUACUUAGAUAUCUUCUCCUAAUUUAGCUAACAACGAUGUCAACAAUUUAUAAAUCUUAAUUACAUAAAAUUCUAUUAAGAAAUAACCUACUGCUGAAUCAGGCUAAGAAAAUGUAGCAAAUUUUGUCUAAAUUAAAGACCAAAAUUAGAUGUGUAACAAUUAAUCUUAAUCCAUAAAUGAUUGCAGUGGAAUGGUAAUGCAUUAAAACACAUUAAAUUACUCCGAAGAAGAUGAAAUGUUACUAACCUAGCACAAUCUUCCAUUAUAAAGAGAUUACAAAUGGACAAACUGA